UGAUUAUAAUUUAGAUUGUAUGCCUCCUCACGGUUAUAUUCACGUGCUAUCCCUGACUGACAAUAUAGCAGAAUUCAGAAAUGCAGUCAAUAAACAAAAAAUUUCUGGGAAUAUUGAUACACCUGAAGGGGGUUUUGAUGCGAUGCUGCAAGCAGCUGUGUGCCAGAGCCAUAUUGGAUGGCGUAAAGAAGCAAAGCGACUGCUUCUGGUGAUGACAGAUCAAACUUCCCAUCUGGCCCUUGACAGUAAAUUAGCAGGGAUUGUAAUUCCCCAUGAUGGAAACUGUCAUUUGAAAGAUAAUGUGUACAUCAAAGCUACGAGUAUGGAACAUCCAUCUCUUGGGCAGCUCUCUGAAAAAUUGAUUGACAAUAACAUCAAUGUUAUUUUUGCAGUUCAAGGAAGCCAGUUCCAUUGGUAUAAAGAUCUGUUACCUCUGUUGCCUGGUACUGUUGCAAGACAGAUAGAAUCACAAGCAGCAAAUCUCAAUGAUUUGGUGGUAGAAGCCUAUCAGAAACUAAUCUCUGAAGUGAAAAUUCAAGUGGAUAACCAGAUCCAAGGUCUUCAUUUCAAUAUCACUGCAAUCUGUCCUGAUGGAAGUAAAAAAACUGGCAUGGAAGGAUGUAAAAAUGUGGGAUAUAAUGAAGAAGUACUUUUCAAUGUAUCAAUUACAAUGAAAGGAUGUGAUUCAACUGGAGGAAGAAAAUAUGCAAUACUUAAGCCUAUUGGUUUCAAUGAAACCGCCAUCGUUAAUGUGCAGAAAAGCUGUGCCUGUCAGUACGGAGACAGCGCAAGGCACAAAAGAGUAUGGGCUGAUGAGACUUUUCCAGAUGGCAAAGAGUCCCAUUGCAGUAACAAUAACUGUAGCUCUAACAGAGAUACGCUUCUUUCUGAGAGGUGCAGGCAACACCGGGACCAGCCCAUCUGCAGUGGUCAAGGAAAUUGCAUAGAUGGAAAAUGUUUCUGCUACAAAAACAAGCUAGGCAAGGUGUAUGGCAAGUACUGUGAAAUGGAUGAUUUUUCCUGCCCAUAUCACCAGGGGAUCUUAUGUUCUGGUAAUGGUGAAUGUGAAGCUGGUAAAUGCAAAUGUUUUGCUGGCUGGGAAGGUGACCGUUGCCAGUGCUCAUUACAAUUGGCAAAGCACUGCCUGGAUUCAAAGGGACAGAUCUGCAGUGGAAGAGGAAACUGUGUCUGUGGAAAGUGUGAGUGCACUGAUCCAAGAAGCUUUGGCCGUUUGUGUGAAUAUUGCCCUGCUUGUAACAAAGCCUGUGAAGAAAACUGGAAUUGUGUUCAGUGCCAUCAUUCUAACAAUGCAUCUCAAGAAAAACUUGACCAGUGCACAACCUCGUGCGCUUACCUGCUGCAUUAUAUUGACCAAACUUCAGAAUGUUUCUCUGGACGAAGCUACUUUAGAGUCUUUUCCAUAAUCUUUAUAGUUACCUUUCUGAUCGGGUUGCUUGUUGUGCUUAUCAUCAGGCAGAUAAUUCUGCAGGGGAGUAGCAAUAAAGUUAAAUCUUCAGCCGAUUACAGAGUAUCUGCAACGAAGAAGGAUAAGAUGUUUUUGCCUACUGUUUGUACAAGAACAGUAACAUACAGGCGUGACAAACCCGAGGAAAUAAAUAUCGACAUCAGCAAGUUACGAUUAAAUGAAACUUUCAAGUGUGAAUUCUGAAGACAGUGUUUUCUGCAAAUGUCUAUUUCCAUCAUGCUCGACUUUUGAAAAGUUACAUUUUGUACUCUGUUGGAGUCUGUUGACUGUCGCCGUAUGGUUUUUUGUCGUGUGUUUUGUUGAGUACUGUAACAAAGUGACAUGUAAGCAUAUUCACAUAAUGUGACAAUGUUUGAAACUAUAGCUGCUGUUUUUAUUUUUUUAAUUUUUUUUUGAAAGAGAGAUGUGCAUUACUACUGUCCAAGAACGUUAGUGUUGAUGUAGCACUUUAGCAUAUUCUAAUUUAUUUAGUUAUGGCCUAGAAUGUAGAUAUGAACUGGUCUGA
This is a messenger RNA of Apaloderma vittatum (bar-tailed trogon), 1991 nucleotides long. RefSeq names its product integrin, beta 8 (gene ITGB8). Gene Ontology annotation, biological process: integrin-mediated signaling pathway; cell adhesion mediated by integrin; cell migration. The record is from RefSeq and is a predicted model, not a curated record. The transcript has 10 exons. The annotation marks the transcript as partial. Gene Ontology annotation, molecular function: integrin binding. NCBI's taxonomy places the organism in Eukaryota, Metazoa, Chordata, Aves, Trogoniformes, Trogonidae. Gene Ontology annotation, cellular component: cell surface; focal adhesion; integrin complex.